Opisthorchis viverrini is the source of this 4131-nucleotide messenger RNA. RefSeq lists its product as hypothetical. The coding region runs from base 70 to 3831 and encodes 1253 amino acids. Gene Ontology annotation, molecular function: single-stranded telomeric DNA binding; double-stranded telomeric DNA binding; G-quadruplex DNA binding. Gene Ontology annotation, biological process: chromosome organization involved in meiotic cell cycle; double-strand break repair; telomere maintenance via recombination. Gene Ontology annotation, cellular component: Mre11 complex; condensed nuclear chromosome. The transcript has 7 exons. The record is from RefSeq and is a predicted model, not a curated record. NCBI's taxonomy places the organism in Eukaryota, Metazoa, Platyhelminthes, Trematoda, Opisthorchiida, Opisthorchiidae.
CAAAGACCGUGUGGUAGUAGUGCAGUUUGUCAUCAACCGUAAUGCUGCUUUUGCUGUGAAUGUGAUGUGAUGUUAACCGUGCACUUUCGGGACACCACAAUCCACUGGUUUCCUAUGGAUCCUUCAAAACACGGCUUCCUCAAACCAUUCGAUACUGUGGUUAAUUUCAAUGAAGAUUUCCAUUCAAACUCCGAAGUUUCUGGAAAAAUUGAUGCUUAUGCGGUUGCACCAAGUAAUUGUGAGACAGAGACGACCGUUUCGAAUGGAAAAAUCGCGGGAGAUAACACGAAACGAACAAAAACCGUGUGCAAGCCUCGAAGCGCAUCUUUACGAAAGCUGUCACAUUCUACACGGUCAAAGUCACGAGGUUCCUCCCGGAGACAUCGCCAGUCCAUGUCUGCUGAACCUCAGGCAUAUAAAUCAAAACGGCACAGUGGGUCUAUAUCAACUGAUUCAGUCCUCCUAAGUGGGAAGAAUUUCACUCCACCAGAAAAAGAACAACCCAAGCCCGUGCAUCUUAUCUCGGAAGACGAAAAAGUGCAGCGUUCCAGACUCGAAACCCGCUCUACUCUGGGAUCUAACGGUAAAGUACCUCCCAGUUCACCGCGGACUUUAGCUAGUUUACGACAGCGCUUUUCAGAACUGAAUUCAAAGGCAGCCAUACGAUCGAGGUUACUUUCGCCACCAGCUUCAGAGGCGGGUAUCUGUGUACAACGUUGCACCAUUAAGCACGCCCAAGCGUUUGUCGUGGAUCCCACAGAGGAACAUUUGGUCAAUCUAACGUCACUCAGCUCUAAACAAGACGACAUCUUGAUUGGCCCACAGUUGUCUUCCCAAACGAAGGCAUCUUCCUUGUCUCUUUCUGCUCUUCAACAACUACCCUCUGGCUCUGAUUUAGAGGAGGAGGUAAGGCAGCUUCGCUGCAGGCUGGCUAGCCAGUCAAUAGAAGCAGAAAAAGUUGCGGCUGAACUAGCUUCCGUCCGGCGGGUUGAAAGGGCAAUUAGAUCUGAACUCAUUGAUCUGAAUCACAGUGGAUCCGUCAAGGCAGACACUGUUUCAAACUUGACAACGAAAAUAGCUGAAUUAUACGCGGAUAUUGAGUCGCUCCGGUGUGCUCAUUCACACGCGAUAGAUCAUCAGACCGACUUACAAGCGGAAGUUAGUAGUCUGAAACGAUCGCGGGAUUGGUAUAGUGAGCAACUUCGUGCAAAACAGUCUGCCCACGAUCGGACUGAGGCGGACUUGAAUCGUCUUCGUGGCUUACUGAAGGAAAAUAGUGAUGUGAAUCAUCGUCUUACUCACGAAAACGCCUGUUUGCGAGCCCAAGUCGCGUGCACGACGGCAGCUCUUGCCGACGCGAAACGCAAUAUUUCUCAACAGUUGGAGUCCAUCCGCGUAGAUAUGAUUGAACGUGAGGUUAUCUUUGAACGCAUUGCUAACGAAAGGGCUGGCCUUGAAAAGAUUAAUGUUCGGCGUUCGGAUGAAGUAAACGACUUGCAGACAGAAGUAUUCCACCUGAAAACCGAACUAAGCACGACGGAUGAGCAAGUGGCAAGACAACGCGCCCGGUUAGAACAGCUAGAAGAAGCUCUUUCAUGCGCCGAGACUCGACGUUCGGAACUUCAGGAGAUGCUGCAGGCCGUUGAACAUCAACAGCAACUUCAGGAGUGCCAACUUAGCGAAAAAAUGGCAGAACUCGCAGAUGCUCUCAUUCGUAUUAACUCCUUAGAGACUGAAUGUGAGCGUCAAACUGGUUUGUUGCUUAGCACUACGGAGGAACGUGAUGCGGCUCUUUCAGCUCUGGAGGCUGCUUGUAGAGAAAGGGAUACAUUGAACACCUAUCUAGGCACAUUAAAAGCUAGUAUGACAAAAAUCGAGGAAAGCUUUGACAAGCUGAAGUAUGAGCUGCAAGCAAAGUCCGACCAGCUGUCAGAGUUGACGGAACAGAAAAGCCAACUUUACGCCCAGCUGGAAGCGGCCCAAGCACAGCUAGAAGAUGCGUAUCGUUUGAUUAUGCAGCUCAAAAUGGGAGAGAUGUCGGCGGGUACAGCCUUCAAGGAACUGACAGCUGGCAGUGGUCAGGACACCACAAAACCUGAUACCAGCGUAGCUGAUGCUGUCGUGCAGACUUCCGAAUACAAUUCAGGCGUUAACACUGGCCUGCAAGUCAGUCACAUGACAGCACCUGUCGGUGGCCAGUUGGAAUCCAUCCACCUGGAUGCUGAUUCGAUACGUCUUCGAGGUCAUUCGGAACCUCAUGCAAUGAUCCACUUGGGCUCGCUAGACAGGUGUUAUGAAGUCCAGACAUCGGGUGACACAACCACGAAAUUCGUUUCAUCUUCUGCAAACUAUGAUUCCUCGUCCCAACCUACCUACGCGGUUACUUCGGUUUCGAAUCUUGAACAGCAUUCUUCGGAGUCGCUGCAUCCAUGUAACAAAGGCAUGUCUCAAACGAACGACGCAACAGUGGGGACAAAGGUAUGUUUCUUUGCCGGUUCAAUGCUUGAAAUUCGUUGUGUUGCUCUAGGUACGGUCGGUCGUGGUUCCCUGUCUGUUCCUACUGUCGAUUACAGUGACCAAACGGAAUCUCUGGAACCUCUCAGGACUGGAGUGUUGCCGGAUGACUUCUCGGAUAAUACUGUUGGUGGCAUCUCUGCUUCAGCUGUCGACCCUACAACUCCUGCCUCCUUUGGCAUCUUACCCCUUUCGUCCACUGAUUUGAAGAGGCCAACAACAUACGGUGGGGCAGUCGCGGCUGAACUCCGUUCAGCGGAGCUGGAGCUGCUAGACGUAGCAGAGCAUAAGGCGGUCUUGUCACAUUCUUCUAUUACGGGCACUGAACAAAUCGACCUUUCAGUCUCAAGUCAUUCAACGGUAAAUGCCUCAAAUAUCGUAGUCAGCCAAGAUUAUUUAUCUUUUCAAACUGAGCGGCCAUGUGUAGUCGAUGCACUAUCCUCGGAAAACUACGCGAAUGGAUUUUCUACCCCAGGGGAUAUAAAAUCCCCUCACAAAGUCGAUGUGGCAAACUAUAUUCAUCGUUUAGAAGAAGACCAAAUGACCCUGAGGAAGGCUCUGUUGGCUUCCCAGAGGGACAAUGAGGAGGCGCUUUCUAAACUGGCCGUUGCGCUAAGAGAGGUGGAGCUGCACUCCAGCAUCGUGGAGAGUGAAAAAGCCGCUCGACAGAAGGUAGUGGAGGCCCAUCAGGCAGCAAAUACCGAACUUCAGAAUGCCACCUUCAGAUUAAGAGAACUAGAGGCAGAAGUUGAAACGCUGCGUCGUGAAGUAACGCGCUUACGGACCGAAAUCCAGCAACAUCAAGAAGACCAGGAGUCCCUUUCGCUGGCACGUACCGACGAACUUUCAUCCUUGAGAGCAAUAAUCAACACCAUCACCAAACAUCUGUCCACAAUGUCUCAAGAGUUGAAACAGGCUCAACACGAAAAAAUACGUUAUCAAACAGAAUACGCUCGACUUAGGGGCGGUCUCCGUGCCCAAGUGGAGCGGUUCCGCUUGUUCACUCGUCUGGAGCCCACGACGCGGACAAAAUUACCGAUUGGAGAGAGCGCCCAGUCAGUGCUUGACAGUCUUUCCACCCUCGGUAUAGAUAUCGAAAGCUUAGAGGAUCUUCUAGGUGACACUGCAGCUGUGCCUCUACACCGGAGCAAACCUAUUGAAGGAUUAGAAAAGUGCUUCGAAACUUUGCAAACCGAAAUCGACCAGCUGGAAAACGAUGUCGUGGAGAAUGUUUGUGCCGUUCAGGAUUCAGUGAAGAAUUGGAGUUUUUUGCCAGAUGCCAAGAACAUUCCGGUGUGUCCCGCGGAGCCACAGUAGUAAUCUCAGCGAGGACAUGUGUUAACGAUUUCCGAUCCGAGUCUUUCUUUCAUUCAGAGACACUUCACGUCGAUCUGUGAUACAAAAUACCUGUCUACUGUGAGCACCGCCCAGUGUCUUCGUUUCAUGCUCAUUGCUAAUUUACUUACUUCUUUUGGGUUUUUCAUUUCCGGUGUACUUCUAACCAGUCGAUUUAUUGAUUGGGAUUUGAGUUUCGCCGAGUGCGAAUAGUUUUCUUUUGGUUCAGAUUCUAUGCAACUGUUCAUUUCCUAUGUGGAAAUAUAUCGGCGAUGGCCUUUU